AUGACGCCUAUGUGCCACCCGCAUCUGCGCGGUGCGCUUUCCGCAAAGCGACUCCAGCAGGCCUGUCGACCUUGCUUUGUUGCUAGCCGUGUAGCCCCUCGCCUCCCUGGCCUUCUCGUGGUCGCGCGAUCAUCCAAACCAGCAUCAGCUAGCAAACCUCAGUACCAGCCAACUAGCGCCAGAGAUGCCAUCGAGACAGCCACGCGAGUCUUCAAAGAACAGCAGGACGUUGACGAGGCCGUGCGUUUAUAUCGUCUAGGCUUGGAUAUGAAACCAAACGAAGACGAGGCACGGGCAGCGCUGUAUAACCUGGGUUGUGCGCUGGCGAAACAGAAAAAAUGGGCUGAGGCGUCCGAUUCUAUCGUCAAAGCUAUAAAUGACUACAAACUUAAGUUAACGGUGGCGCUUAAGGAUGAAGAUCUUAAGCAACUGAGGGAGCGGCGGGAAUGGAUUGAUGCCCUGACUCAGGUCAAGGGAGGGAUCUCCAGAAGCACCAAAGUGGAUCUGCGCACCGAGGCGAAGGCCCCCUUCCGCCUCCCUCGCAUCAUCCUGUUCGGGGGUCUGUUGGGCAGCGCCGCCAUCGGUCUGGUCAUCAUCGUGUUCAGAUUGGUGAAGGCCCUACAGGGUGGUCCCGAAGCUCCUGACCUGAACGAGUCCCUCACCAACUUGGGGGUCAACUCCGUGGCUGUUGCCGUGCUGUCGUACCUGUUGUACCGGGACGUGAGUCAGAAGCAGGAGGCCGUACGGAUUACCACUCGGGAGGAGCUCAUGGGCCGAUUGCAGAUCGACCUUGGCAAUGACCGGGUCCUCCCGCUGCUCAAGUUCCGAGGCCAGGUCCGACCCGUCAUCGUGGCGGGCACUCGGAGCUUCGUGGAGAGGGCCAUCAAGGAAGCGGACAGCCAGUACAUCAACCUCAGAGACCGAGCUGUGUCCGUCAUCCCCGUGAUCUUCGAGAGCGCUCCCGUGGGGGAUGUGGACCCGGAGAUCAAAUUGAGGGCCCUGAGGAAGGAGUUUGCAAAGGAGGCCCGGGGCUUCGACGAGUCCGCUGCCGCCGCUAAGAAGGCGGCUGCGGAGGCGGCUGAGGCCAGGGCGGCUAGGUCCAAGGCGACGGUGUUGGGGGGCCUGAUGGAUGCGGACAAGCGCUGGAGGCUGGAGCCGUACGCAGUGGACGAGUGGAAGGCCUGGAUUUUGGAGCAGAAGGAGUUCGCGGGGCUGUCCCCCCGCGAGCCCAACUGCUACAUCCAGGUGCAGCUCGACGGCACUGUGAGGUCCUCCGGGCCGGGAACCCCCCCCUGGAGGCAGCUGGUGGAGGACCUGCCGCUGCUGUCGGACUUCCGGACCAGGCUGAUGGACGGUGUGGGGCCACAGGACUGUCUUCCAGGAUGUCAUGUGAAAGGAGUUUGCAAUGAGGAGCUUGCGACAUGUUUCUGCCCGCGACACUUCACGGGGCCCUCCUGCUCGGACGUCGCAUCCAACAUCAAGGACAUCUGCGCAACUUACGGGUUCACGCUCAGCCAAUGCAGGAAAGCAUCUCCCUGCUUCAACUCCUGCAACGAACGCGGCAGAUGUGUUGCCGGGAUCUGUCACUGCCAACCCGGCUAUUGGGGUAUGGACUGCGCCAUCAGUUGGGGCCCCAAUGGCAAGAUGCAGCUGCUAGAUGGACUAUAUAAGCCAAGAAACGGUAGCAUCAAAAUCUACGUGUACGAGUUACCACCAAAUAUGACCUCUUGGCCGUGCGCCGAUCUCCAACAGUUCCUCACCCCCCUCCCCAGGGCUCCGUCCGGGCCACCAGCACCGUCCCUCAGCCCCUACCCCACCCGACGUCAGCCACCAAAGUGCCCUCAACCGUACAUUGGUUUCUUCUCCAGGUUCAAUAUUCGGCGACUGGACAGGCCGCUGCACCUGCUGUUCUGGCAGCGGCUCAUGUCCGCGGGUAUAAGGACCGUCGACGGCGACGAAGCCGACUACUACUUCAUUCCGGUGAACACGCGGACGGAGUUGGCUCCAGGGAUGGUGGAGUGGGUAUUGUCGUACAUCCGUCGUACGUACCCUUGGUGGUCCAAGGACAACGGUAACCGUCACCUGAUCAUCCACACCGGCGAUAUGGGGAUAGCCGACCUGCCCGCCGAUAUGCGUUCCCGGCUGAAGAGCGCCUUCUCCAACAUCACCUGGCUGACCCACUGGGGCAUUUACCAGUACCACCCUGUGGCGAAGUGGUACCCGGCACACCGCCCAGGGAAGGACGUGGUGUUGCCGGUGAUGGUGACCACACAAGGCUUCCACCUGUCCCCCUUGAACCCGCGGGUGGAGGCACGGGCGCGGAGGAGGAACCAAACCAUGGCACGGUCCGGAACCUUCUUCUUCGCAGGCCGUAUUUGUGGCGACCGGAAGCCCCCCGACCCGGCUACGGGGGAUUGCUCGCGAACACGUCCUGACUACAGCGGCGGAGUACGGCAGCUGGACAUUUCCUCGCACAAGUUUUGUCUUGCGCCCCUCGGAGGAGGCCACGGCAAGCGCCAGGUGUUAGUGUCUCUGAUGGGCUGUGUGCCCGUACUGAUCGGGAAUGGUGUACUGCAGCCCUUCGAGCCGGAAAUCGACUGGUCGCGAUUCAGCGUCAGCGUGCCUGAGGCGGAUAUACCCGACCUGCCGAGAAUCCUGGCCAACAUCUCGGACCAGCGUGUAGCGGAUAUGCAGGCGAGAGAGAAAAGGGGGGGAAGAGGGAAGGGGGAGAAGGGAAGGGGGAACGAGGGAAGGGAGAGCGGGUGUGCGCUUUUGCACGUUUUGAGGUUUUGGUUUCCUUUGGGGUUUUGUGGGGGUUUAGGGGUCUUAAAGGCUGGAGGAGAAGGCGGCUGGGAAUCCUGUGCGCGGACGUGCACACACACGCGGGGCCCAAGCGUGUGUGUAUGUGCGGCGUACGACACCGGGAUGCAACCUGGCCACAAGCGGCUGAGGUGCGCUGCUCAGCACAUGUUCUACAGCAGCACCCUGGGGGCCAUUCUUGGGGAGGACGGACGAUACGGUGGGUGGGGCAUACGAUGGGGUUUGCGUGUGUGUGGGGGGGGUGCAGAUGCCUUCGAGACAAUCAUUGAGAUUCUACGUGUACGGAAGGCGCAUCCCGACGUACCGCCCGAACAGUACAUCCACGUGGACGAGCGUUUCCGCAAGUUUGUCGACUGCGACCUAGGUGGCCCCGAUCAGAUUCUAUGUAACCAAGGUCACGAGCGGCAGUACAAAGCCACGCCCACAUGCGGGGAGUGUCACCAGCAUGUCGCCGCUCAGCGAACUGGAAGUACCUUCUACUCCUGGGCGGGGGGGAUGGUGUGCUGCUCGGAGCUGGACAUGACCAAGUGUCCCCGAGUGUGGCCGUAG
Molecule: messenger RNA, 3369 nt
Organism: Volvox carteri f. nagariensis
Lineage: Eukaryota; Viridiplantae; Chlorophyta; Chlorophyceae; Chlamydomonadales; Volvocaceae
Gene: elg21
Product: acetylglucosaminyltransferase
Exons: 21
Coding region: 1-3369 (1122 amino acids)
Molecular function (GO): protein binding
Source: RefSeq, a predicted model, not a curated record